Fusarium venenatum is the source of this 729-nucleotide messenger RNA. RefSeq lists its product as uncharacterized. The record is from RefSeq and is a predicted model, not a curated record. Lineage: Eukaryota; Fungi; Ascomycota; Sordariomycetes; Hypocreales; Nectriaceae.
AUGCCACUAACUCAAUCGAAGCCACCGUCACACUCGUACGAGCUAGCACCAGUGCACAAUACCAAAAUUGAAUCGACAGAGCCUACAUUAACCCAAAAACCUCCCGUGACCGAAGAAUCUGCCCAUCAUGGAAUCUUCUCCCAGCACAGAUGGGGUCUCGAGAUACUGUCAGGGCGAGAUGAGGGCUAUUUGCCUUUGGAUAACGACAUUACGGAAUGUACUCUUAGUUACGUUGCUUAUAAAUACACAGACGCUAGGGCAAAUGGCAGCGUCUUUUCUUUCGGCAACAUCCAUGUCGUCGAUCUUGAGUGGGCGGCUCGAUCUCAAAGCCCUCAGAUACCUCGCCUUGUCAGCUCUCCUGUCAAAGCCGGUAUACCUGACUUCCGCCGACUUUCCAGCUGGAGUUUGUGGAAGGAGACUGACAGCCUAAAACAUGGAUUGAGCGCCGUACUUGGUGAUAAGGUGAACCUGUCCCGCGCCUUCGACAACAUGGCGAGCAUUGGACCAGGGCUUGUAGAACUGGCUUCACUGUUGUUUGCUGUCGCCACGAUAUUCAGUAGUGCCAGAAAGCAAAAGAUGCCUCUUUGGAAGUCUUCGGCGCUGGUACUUCUGGCUUGUCAGCACGACCCAGAUGAAGGUCUAAUCCGGGGAACUUCUGAGAGUGUCACUGAACUUGGGAAGAGGUCUAGGAUUGAGCCUCAUAUGAUGCGCGGAAGAUUGGACAAGUAA